AAAAGCGCUAGAGUGAGUGACCAUUGCUGAGACCGUCAGUGAAAGCGGUUACACGCCUUCUCAGGAAAUCAGAUCAUUCAUUAUUAACAUACUCUACAGUCAGGUGUUAAAUUAUUCUACCGUGGAUUAUUUCGCCCGUGUUCCCUCCGCAGGAGUCGGACGCCUCAUCGGUGUUAUGUUCUGUGGCACCCUGAGAUCCGGAGCUGAUCGCCAACUACAGUAUGCGGUUUACUGGGAACAUAUAUGACCAUUUCUGAUCUGAAGCUCACUCAGUAGUUUGCUACAGAUAUGGUAUCGCUGACCAUUUUUCUGCCUUUGGCUCGUUUUCAGACCUCCUGAAUUUUUACACUUGAGCAGGACCGAGUGGGUUUUGGCACAUUAGUAUACAUGCUCGAGGCGCAACAUGUCUUUGUACAUGAGUGCUGGGCAGUCAUAACAAAACAAGGGGAAACUCCCCUCCGAAGACUCCUGAACAAUGACCGGACCAAGCGCCACCAGCAGCGGCUCAACGGCCAAGAGCAGCAGACACGGUCGGUCUAAGAGCAGCAGUACUUACUGUCACACUACCGGUCCGGCUGCUGAAUCCUCCUCUUCCACUGCCGCGAACAACACUGGUAGGUCGUCCGGUGAGGAAGAGGAGAAAGACGGCGGGGUCCCGUUUUUCGUGAACAGGACGGGCUUUCCAAUAGACACCGUCACCUGGGACAGAAUGUGGUCACAUGUCACCAGAGUUCAUCCUGAUGGACAGGAGAUGGUGGAUAGAAUACGAAAUGCAACACACCUCCCUAAACACUUCGUGCCAUCGGUUCCAAACUUUAAGCCAUCGAUGUCUGUGCCUGAUUGGCUCCAUGCUGUCCAGAACUACAUGAGAAACUUGCAAUACAACCAUACGGGAACGCAGUUCUUUGAGAUUAAGAAAACCAGACCUCUGAGUGGGUUGAUGGAGACCGCCAGAGAGAUGAUACGAGAAUCACUUCCCAUCAAAUGUCUUGAAGCAGUUAUCCUUGGAAUCUACCUAACCAAUGGUCUGACCUCCGUGGAACGGUUCCCCAUCAGCUUUAAGACCCAGUUCUCCGGCCACCACUUCCAUCACGUGGUGCUGGGCGUUUACUGUAACGGCCGAUAUGGCACCCUGGGUAUGAGUCGACGUGCUGACCUUAUGGACAGAUCUCUGAGCUUCCGUACGCUCAGCGAGUUGGUGUUCGACUUUGAGGACUCGUACCGCCGCUACCAGCACACCAUGAAGAAGAUCAAAAUUGGCCUGUACGUGCCCCACAAUCCGCACGUUUUCCAGCCUAUUGAGUGGAACUAUUUGGUGAUCAACGCCUGCAAGCAGGGCCGUGAAGACAUGCGCAAAGAGCUGGAGAAGCAUGGCCGUGACAUGAGGAUGAAGAUCCUCAAGUCAUCCAGUGCUCAGUCUCCAAUCAAAGAACGAACCCGAGGCAAGUCUUUAUCACCGCGCCGCCGAGCAGGCAGCAGCCCUCAAAGACGCCAACAUGUCCACAGAAGAGACAAAUCGCCAGCAGCACUGGACAGAAAGCCAGCAGAGCUCAGCACCCUCAGUGAUGGCUACCAGAUCCGCAUCUAAGACACUAAACGUACCAGCUUUAUCCUCCACACAUCCCCCCUCAGUCAGAUCCACUGAAGAUGUUUUUAAACACUAUUUAAUGCACAUUGUGAACUGUACAGGAUAUUGAACACAUUUAUAGUUGUACUUUCAUGUUAGAGAGAGCAUUUGGUGCCCUUCUUAAAGUCAAAAGCAAAAGUUGAAAGCAAUUU
Molecule: messenger RNA, 1779 nt
Organism: Sinocyclocheilus grahami
Lineage: Eukaryota; Metazoa; Chordata; Actinopteri; Cypriniformes; Cyprinidae
Product: vasohibin-2
Exons: 7
Coding region: 476-1588 (370 amino acids)
Biological process (GO): regulation of angiogenesis
Cellular component (GO): cytoplasm
Source: RefSeq, a predicted model, not a curated record